Messenger RNA from Lathyrus sativus (Indian pea), 801 nucleotides. NCBI's taxonomy places the organism in Eukaryota, Viridiplantae, Streptophyta, Magnoliopsida, Fabales, Fabaceae. The record is from the annotation of a GenBank genome assembly.
AUGGCAGAAACAAAGUUGAGCGGCUUCAAAGAUAAAAGAUGGUCACUCCAAGGAAUGACAGCUCUAGUGACUGGUGGAACCCGAGGCAUAGGGUAUGCAAUUUUUGAAGAGUUAGCGGAGUUUGGAGCAGUUGUGCAUAUAUGUUCGCGUAAUGAAGAUGAUAUCAACAAAUGUUUGGAAGAGUGGAAAAAUAAAGGAUUUAACGUGACAGGAUCAGUAUGUGAUUUACUAUUCCGUGACCAACGUGAAAAAUUAAUGGAAACUGUUGCUUCAGUCUUUAAUGGAAAACUCAAUAUUCUAGUAAACAAUGCUGCGACAUUUACUCCUAAACCUAUCAUGGAUUAUACGGAUGGAGAUGUAGCAACUAUAAUGAGUACCAAUUUUGUGUCUGGUUACCAUUUGUGUCAACUUGCACAUCCACUCCUAAAAGAAUCUGGAUAUGGAAGCAUAGUAUUCAUAUCCUCAAUUGCAGGUUUGAAAGCCUUUGAUUCUUGUUCUGCCUAUGCAGCUUCUAAAGGGGCUAUGAAUCAGUUUACUAAAAAUGUAGCAUUGGAAUGGGCAAAGGAUAAUAUUCGUGCUAAUGUUGUGGCACCUGGACCUGUCAAGACCUUACUUUUAGAGAAUGCAAUGAGAUUAUCUACCAGAGUGGAUAAUAUCACUGAAGAUAUAGUGUCUCAAACGCCGAUUGGUCGGAUGGGAGAAUCUAAAGACAUAUCAGGAGUGGUUGCUUUUUUUUGUCUUCCAACUUCUUCCCAUAUAACUGGACAAAUUAUAGUUGCAGAUGGAGGUUUCACUAUGUAA